AUGAAUUUCACAAAACACGCUUCUUCCUUUUCCACAAUUUGCAUGCCCAAGUCAUGGACUUGGAGCUGUUUCUUUUGGUCCGUGUCUCCCCUCUCUUCUUCAUUCGCAAAACCAGCAAAACCAUCGAAAUUGAUUCCCUCUUCCAAUGUGUCGAAUUCCUUUGUCCAUCUUCCCACACGUUCGUUUCACACGUCUCCCCUUCGUGCAGAGCGCAAUCCCACUCCUUUGUCUGUUGCUUCCCGAAAGCAAAAACAACUUCGACCCCUUCUCAUUCCUCCAGUUCUCCCAGUUUCAUCCCUCUCUAAUCACUUGCAAGUGUCGACCCAACGAUUAAUGCGAGAUUUAACUCGUCUUGGCUUUAAAAAUGUUUCCCCUAGCUACUUGCUUACUUUUGAAUAUUCCAGUUUGAUUGCCGAAGAGUAUGGCUACAGAGUACACACGGAUUCUACUUCCGUCGCAUCUCCUCAAAAACCCAAGUCUUCCCAAGCAAAUGCUCCUUUGCGACCUCCCGUCGUAACACUGAUGGGUCAUGUUGAUCAUGGAAAAACUACUCUACUGGACGCUUUACGAAAAUCUAGUGUUGCCGCUUCAGAACAUGGUGGUAUUACCCAAAAGAUUGGUGCUUUUACAGUUCCCUUCGACAAAGGCUCAAAGUCAAUUACAUUUCUCGAUACCCCUGGACACAUGGCUUUUGAAGCUAUGCGUAAGCGCGGUGCGAACAUUGCUGACAUAGUCGUGUUAGUCGUAGCUGGUGAUGACGGUGUAAAACCUCAAACUGUAGAGGCUAUUAAACACAUUCAAUCCGCAGAUGCUCCAGUCAUCAUAGCAAUUACCAAGUGUGACCGUCCAGGAUUGCAACCACGUAAGGUUAUUGAACAGCUUAUGAAUUAUGGUAUUCAGGCAGAGGAAUUUGGCGGUGACACUCAGGUAGUGUCCGUAUCUGGUAAGACCGGUUCCGGCGUUGAUGAAUUAGAAGCUGCUAUAUUAACCCUUGCUGAAAUCCUUGAAGUUCGCUCUUCUCCAAAAGAUCAGUUAGAAGGUUGGGUUGUGGAAUCCUGUGUUGCUAAAGGCGUUGGCUCCUUGGCUACCAUAGUUGUCAAGCAAGGUACACUUUCUUCUGGAAACUUCUUGAUAGCAGGCAAUUCUUGGGGUAAGGUUCGUUCUUUGUUAGAUGUAAACAACAAACGAGUCAAGCAAGUAAUUCCCGGCCAAGCCGCGCAAGUCCUAGGUUGGAAAGAGUUACCCAAAGCAGGUGACCAUGUGUUUCAAGUGAAAAAUGAGUCCGCCGCCAAAGAAGUUUUAGCCGAUAUUGCUCGGCGCAAUGGUGCUCAAGAAUUGUACCAACUAGCUGAAUCUCACAACAAACAACUCGAAGAACAACGGUUGAAUUCAUCAGAAACUUUGGAAAGCAUUCCUGAGAAUAAAAGUGAAUACUUCAACGUUAUCGCAAAGUGCGAUGACACUGGUUCUGCUGAAGCCAUCAUCGAUUUUUUCAAAGGACUACGAAACGAAGAUUUACAAACGCGUGUCUUAUAUGCCGCUGUCGGUCCGGUUACGGAAACGGAUAUUGAGAGAGCUGAAACUUCGAAUGCUAUUAUUAUAUCUUUUGGUGUCCCUGUUCCAAAAGCCACGUUUCGAGAGGCAGAACGACACAAAGUCAAGGUUUUGUUCCACAAUAUAAUCUAUCACUUGAUGGAAGAAAUUCGAACCCUGUUCCGAGAACGUCUUCCACCCGUUUUGGUCCAACGCGUACCCAGUGAAGCCAGUGUACAGGCAAUUUUUGACAUCCGUCUAAAAAAAUCAAAUGUACCCGUAGCUGGUUGCCGUGUAACCAAUGGUACUUUAGAAAAGGCACACAAAGCUCGAUUAGUACGUGCAGGAAAAAUAAUAUGGACAGGUGAGAUAGAAAGUUUGAAGCAUUUAAAAGACGAAGUGACAAAAAUAGCCAAAGGGAGAGACUGUGGUAUUCUAUUAAAAGGAAUCCCAGAAAUUCGAGUAGGCGAUAAAAUCCAAAGUUACCUCAAUGAAUAUCGCCCUCCUGAGUUUUAA
Messenger RNA from Schizosaccharomyces osmophilus, 2049 nucleotides. It is a transcript of the gene mti2, whose product is annotated as mitochondrial translation initiation factor IF-2Mt/Mti2. The transcript has a single exon. Gene Ontology annotation, molecular function: GTP binding; translation initiation factor activity; GTPase activity. The record is from RefSeq and is a predicted model, not a curated record. Gene Ontology annotation, biological process: translational initiation. Lineage: Eukaryota; Fungi; Ascomycota; Schizosaccharomycetes; Schizosaccharomycetales; Schizosaccharomycetaceae. Bases 1 to 2049 code for a protein of 682 amino acids.